AUGUGGGAUGUUUUCAGUUGGUUCAGAGAUGUUCUUGCAUCUUUAGGUUUAUGGAAUAAACAUGGUAAAUUACUAUUUUUGGGUUUGGAUAAUGCUGGUAAGACAACCCUAUUGCAUAUGUUAAAAAAUGAUAGAUUGGCUACUUUACAACCAACUUGGCAUCCAACUUCUGAAGAAUUGGCUAUUGGUAAUAUUAAAUUUACUACUUUUGAUUUAGGUGGUCAUAUUCAAGCUCGUCGUCUGUGGAAAGAUUAUUUCCCAGAAGUCAAUGGUAUUGUCUUUUUAGUCGAUGCUGCUGACCCAGAAAGAUUUAACGAAGCUCGUGUUGAAUUGGAUCAAUUGUUCAACAUUGCUGAAUUAAAGGAUGUACCAUUUGUUAUCUUGGGUAACAAAAUUGAUUCUGCAAACGCCGUGUCUGAAGCUGAAUUACGUUCCGCUUUAGGUCUAAUGUCAACCACCGGUUCUGUCAAAGUCGAAGGCCAAAGACCUGUCGAAUUAUUCAUGUGUUCUGUAGUCAUGAGAGAUGGUUACUCUGAAGCUUUCCAAUGGUUGUCUCAAUAUAUUUGA
This is a messenger RNA of Vanderwaltozyma polyspora DSM 70294, 567 nucleotides long. RefSeq names its product Arf family GTPase SAR1 (gene SAR1). The record is from RefSeq and is a predicted model, not a curated record. The transcript has a single exon. Gene Ontology annotation, molecular function: GTP binding; GTPase activity. NCBI's taxonomy places the organism in Eukaryota, Fungi, Ascomycota, Saccharomycetes, Saccharomycetales, Saccharomycetaceae. The coding region runs from base 1 to 567 and encodes 188 amino acids. Gene Ontology annotation, cellular component: endoplasmic reticulum exit site; COPII vesicle coat. Gene Ontology annotation, biological process: vesicle organization; membrane organization; endoplasmic reticulum to Golgi vesicle-mediated transport.